UCUUGGUGAUUUUAUCACAUAUUACGACACAAGCUAACGAAUAUGUUAUAGGUGAAUUAUAUCGAUCUUACGCGUUAAUAAAUCUCAAGAUAGAUGUAUUAAGAUCGAACGUAUUCUUGAAUUUAAUUCAUUGCCUUCUAUGCUCAAAUCCUAACAAAGAAGAAUUGCUUCUCAUAAAGGAUACCUGUGGAUGA
Molecule: messenger RNA, 194 nt
Organism: Funneliformis mosseae
Lineage: Eukaryota; Fungi; Glomeromycota; Glomeromycetes; Glomerales; Glomeraceae
Source: the annotation of a GenBank genome assembly